GGUAAACUCCCAAAAGGGUUCGGUCUUCGUGAAGUCACUUGAUGUAUCUGAUGUUUCAAAGGAUGCUGAUUUGUUGUUUCAUGUUCUUGAUAAAAUGGUGGAGGAAGUUGGUGAAGAGAAUGUGGUACAGGUGGUGACUGAUAAUGCAUCAGCUUAUGUGAAGGCAGGGAAGUUGUUGGAAGCUAAAAGACCACAUCUCUAUUGGACACCAUGUGCUGCACACUGCCUAGACUUGAUGUUGGAGGAUAUUGGCAAACACAUUCCUAGGGUUAAAAAUGCUUUAAAAAAGGCCAUUUACUCAAAUGGAUAUAUAUAUAGUCAUGUUGGUUUGGUGAACUUGAUGAGAAAGUUCACAAACCAAAAAAACUUGCAUAGACCGACCAUCACAAGAUUUGCUACUUCCUUCAUCACUCUUGCCCAGAUCCACAAACAAAAAAACAAUUUGAGGAAGAUGGUGACUUCUCAAGAGUGGGAAGCGAGCAAGUGGUCUAAAGAACCACAGUUUAUGCUUCAUGUUCAUUUUGCUAUACGGAUUCUUAGUCUCACUUGUAGUGCUACAAGUUCUGAGAGAAACUGGAGUGUUUUUCAACAACUUCACACUAAGAAACGAAAUAGAUUAGCACAGUCUAGAUUGAAUGACAUGGUGUUUGUGAAAUUCAAUCGUGCCUUGGAGCGCCGAGCUAAAAGUAAGGAGAUCGAUCCCAUUCUUUUGCAAGAUAUUAAUGAGAGCAAUGAGUGGUUGAUGGGAAGAAUGGAAGAUGAUGAAGAUGAUGAUGAGGCGGUGUUUGUUGGUGAGGAUUUGACAUGGAGUGAUGUUGCUAACGCUUCCGGUGCAUAUGAGCCUAGUUAUCUAACUAGAGCAUCAAAAGUAGUGAAUGAUGGAGCUGGACCAUCGAGAAAUGAUAAAGGAAAAUCUCCUGCUCAUAAUCCUAUCUCUAGUAGACCAUCUCGUAGAUGCUUAGUUGAUGAAGAUGAGAUGGAAGAAGAUAUUGGAGUGUCUAGUGAUGAAGGAAAUGGUGUUGAUCGAGUUGAUGACGAUUUAGAGGAUUUUUAGUUAUAAGGAAUUGAGGGUUUAGAAAAAUACUUUUGUUCAUCUCACUUUAGACUACUUUUGGUGUAGACCAUUUUUUGAGAUUAAUAUGCUCGU
Hibiscus syriacus is the source of this 1147-nucleotide messenger RNA. RefSeq lists its product as uncharacterized. Gene Ontology annotation, molecular function: protein dimerization activity. The record is from RefSeq and is a predicted model, not a curated record. NCBI's taxonomy places the organism in Eukaryota, Viridiplantae, Streptophyta, Magnoliopsida, Malvales, Malvaceae. The transcript is spliced from 4 exons. Bases 95 to 1054 code for a protein of 319 amino acids.